AGCACCCAACACUAUCGCUAUGUGUGGACUGUGGCCUCCGCUCUUCCUACACGUACACGUGUUUUUCUUCAACCGCGGUAUUAGUACUGCUUUUUGGGAGAUGAAAUAAAUUUGCGCAGGCAUGGGUGCGACUACAUUUCUCUCCCACGGGCCUCUCGCCUGUAUUUCACGUCCAGGGUAUCAACUUGAGUGUGCUGCUCAGAUCCAAUGGAAGGAAUGCAAUCAAAGUGAUAGAUGUAUAUUGUUAUCUGGAUCAUCAUCAUUCUCUAGAAGUUUGAGAAGAAGAUUUUGUAUCAGAGUGAUAGGUGCAAAAGACUGCAAGACAGAAUGUUGCUUAGCCACAUGUUCAUACCAUUUCAUGGGUUCUUCUUUCCCUGGGACAACCAAGCUGAAUUCAUGCCAUGGGGGAUCUAGCAAAACAGUCAUCAGAUAUUCAAGAAGUAUACAAUCUAUGAGAGAGGAUAUUGGAAAAAAUGACAUUUUUAUUCCUGAUAACUCAUGUAGAAUUAACUGUACAAAGUUUGGAAACUUGAGGAAGAUUGAUGCCUCCUGUAAUGUAAAGAGCCAACAUUCAGAAGGUGUUGAAAUAAUCGAUUUGAAGUUUGGGUCACAGAAAGAUAGUGGAAAUGAUAUAGCUGAAGAUUGCACACAAGUACCCAAAUUGACAAGUGAAUCUGUAAAUUUCAAUAAAACACUAAUCAGUGUUAUUUCUGAAAAUGAUAUAGAAGGAUCUUCAUGGUGGGAGGAAUUUCCAAAGCGAUGGGUGAUAGUGGUUCUUUGUUUCUUUGCCUUUCUCCUAUGCAAUAUGGAUCGUGUAAAUAUGAGUAUUGCAAUCCUCCCUAUGUCUGCAGAGUUUGGCUGGAGCCCUACAACAGUUGGUUUGAUACAAUCUUCAUUUUUCUGGGGAUACCUCCUUACUCAGAUUGCUGGAGGUAUAUGGGCUGACAAAGUUGGAGGAAAGCUAGUGUUGGGUUUUGGAGUGAUAUGGUGGUCAAUUGCCACAAUGCUGACACCAAUAGCAGCAAAAAUUGGACUUCCAGCAUUGCUUUUUGUUCGUGUUUGCAUGGGGAUUGGUGAGGGGGUUGCGAUGCCUUCCAUGAGCAAUUUACUCUCUAGGUGGGUUCCUGUUGAAGAAAGAAGCAGAUCAUUGGCAUUAGUGUAUAGUGGAAUGUACCUUGGUUCAGUAACAGGGCUGGCCUUCUCUCCAACUCUUAUACACAAUUUUGGCUGGCCUUCUGUUUUUUUUUCGUUUGGUUCUCUUGGUGCAGUUUGGUUUGCUACAUGGCAGAAAAAUGGAUAUAGCUCACCACUUGAAGACCCCCAUCUUCGCGUAGAAGAGAAGAAUUUGAUCUUGGGUAAUAGCAAAGAAAAAGAAAGAGUUGAAUCAAUUCCAUGGAGAUUGCUAUUGUCAAAACCACCUGUGUGGGCAUUGAUAACUUCACACUUUUGCCACAAUUGGGGAACUUUCAUUCUUCUCACUUGGAUGCCAACAUAUUAUAAUCAGGUUUUAAAGUUUAACCUCACCGAGUCUGGGCUAUUCUGUGUUCUUCCUUGGUUUACCAUGGCUCUUUCUUCUAAUUUGGGAGGAUGGAUUGCUGAUACACUAGUGAGCAGAGGCACGUCAAUCACAGUUGUUCGCAAGGUUAUGCAGUCAAUUGGCUUCCUCGGUCCAGCAUUUUUCUUGACUCAACUGAGCCAUGUCAACUCUCCAGCAAUGGCAGUUUUAUGCAUGACAUGCAGCCAAGGAUGUGAUGCCUUUUCUCAGUCUGGGCUUUAUUCUAAUCAUCAGGAUAUUGGCCCACGCUAUGCUGGCGUGUUGCUGGGCCUGUCAAACACUGCUGGAGUUCUAGCAGGUGUUCUCGGUACUGCAGCAACUGGAUACAUUUUACAAAAUGGAUCCUGGGAUGAUGUAUUCAAGGUGGCUGUUGGGUUAUAUCUGCUUGGAACUGUAAUAUGGAACACCUUUUCAACAGGAGAGCAGAUCUUUGACUAGCGCUGAUCUUCAAACUAUUCUUGAUUAGAAUCUGCUAAAUGACAAACCAAGCAGUCCCUAAGGUGUGAUACAGACCACUGAAACAAUCAAGUGGCUUUCAGCAGGUGGGAGGCUGUUGAUAUUUUAGUGACCCAGCGGCUUAUCCUCUCAACCAAUGAUAAAAAUAAAAAUGAGAUUGGGACGUUGUAUAUAUAGUAUUACAGUGAAUCCGACCUCUAUUUUCAGUCUGAAUAUAAUAUAGAUGCAAUCAAGCGCAGUUAAUCUAAUGUCCGUUCAGAAGAUGAACAGUUCCAGCAGCACGUGUCUGGCCAGCCAACCAAAGCGUGAAACCUUUUAACAAUUUUAUAUUAUUUAAAGUAAUUGUGGUCAGAUGGGAACAUCGAUGUCAAGGGCUAAGUGAUCCCUUACUGCAAAAAAAAAUAGAAUCCAUGUUAUAUGGUGCAGUGAAUGGUCCUGCUAAGUGAUCUAGAAUGAACGGUCAGCUUCUUUCAUGUUAAUGAAUAGUCCUGCUAAGCUUCUUUCAUGUUAGAAAUGCUAAGCUUCUUAUGCUGUCCAAAACUGUCCAAAAAGCUUGUGAGAAAUUAAAAAUAGUCCUGCUAAGCUUCUUUCAUGUUAGAAAUGCUUUCACAUAAUGUCUAUGCCAGCACAAACUGUGAUUUAGAAUGAAUAGUCCUCGUUGUAGUCAGUUCCUAUUCUUAUGCUGUACUAUUCCUUACAAUCAAACAUGUAUCAUAUAUACCUCAGAAUGUUAAAAUAGAGUUUUUUUUCAGUACA
Molecule: messenger RNA, 2767 nt
Organism: Cryptomeria japonica (Japanese cedar)
Lineage: Eukaryota; Viridiplantae; Streptophyta; Pinopsida; Cupressales; Cupressaceae
Product: sodium-dependent phosphate transport protein 1, chloroplastic
Exons: 12
Coding region: 122-1993 (623 amino acids)
Biological process (GO): transmembrane transport
Molecular function (GO): transmembrane transporter activity
Source: RefSeq, a predicted model, not a curated record